Messenger RNA from Polypterus senegalus (gray bichir), 3310 nucleotides. Its product is annotated as RNA exonuclease 1 homolog. Lineage: Eukaryota; Metazoa; Chordata; Cladistia; Polypteriformes; Polypteridae. The transcript has 16 exons. The coding region runs from base 105 to 3203 and encodes 1032 amino acids. Gene Ontology annotation, cellular component: nucleus. The record is from RefSeq and is a predicted model, not a curated record. Gene Ontology annotation, molecular function: metal ion binding; exonuclease activity; nucleic acid binding.
UGUAACAGGCGGGCGACCAGCUGCGUACCUUAGUUCGGAAUUAUAGCGACAGACGUUGCAUAAACGCUGUUGGUUCUUAAUGAAGUGUGUGCAAGCGGUACUUAAUGUUACCUUCAUCUACGCUGUUCAUUCGUAUAGACUGCCCCUUUUUCAAACGAGGAAGGUGCGAACGGCCAUACUGUCACUACAAACACGACCAUGAAGCAGAGCGCGCGCUGGAUCACGUGGCACCUCUGGGGAAUGUGGAGAUGGAAAAGACCAAGGUGAGGACCUUGAAGAGUACACCCAGAAAUCAAAGUACGCCACAGGAGUUGCAAGUCAAAGCAGCUGACCUUUCUGAACUGGAGAAAAUCAAUAAAGCAAUUGAGAUGGUAAAAUCUGAAGUUGAACAAGAACAGAAGAAAUUGUCUCGCUAUAAAACCAUAAAAAGAAAAAGCUCCUUUGUCGCUUCCCCUACACUAGAAGAUUAUGCAGAAGUAAAGGUUCACGUCAUUGAAGCAGAAGGAAAGAAAAUAGGUCAGUGUAGAAAUGAAAAGAUCUCGACUGUAGCCACAAAAACGAAAUAUGUGGUAGAUAAAUCCAAACCGGCGACAGACCUAGAAUAUGAUCCAUUGUCUAAUUAUUCUGCUGAUCUUGGGUACAGCAGUGGAAAGCAGUGUGACUUGGAGAUCAAGGGUGUUAAAAGGGUUAAGAAGGAUGAGGUAAAAGGAAAGGCCAUUUCUAAAUGUAAGGUAUCCAAGCAAGAAAUGGAAGGUGAAGACUCUGAUACACUCAUUAUUGAUAUCCCGCCAUUGAAUGAGAAGCGUUCCCAUGCCCCUAAAAGACGUAAAAAUGGAGAUUGUGAUGCUGGACUUCAUGGUACCACUGAACAAAAAGGAUUAUCCCCUUCAUUAUGCGUAGAAAGUAAAGCCGUUCCAAAAUCUAGUUUCCUUCCUAUAAUUUCUAAGGAGGAAAGUGAAUGCCAGUUGUUGGAAAAGCUUGAUGUUGAAGAAUUCUUUGAAUGGAGUGAAACCGAAUCUUGUGUUGUCGAUAGUUUACUAGGUUCAUCUGCAGAAAGUAUGACUGGCUCUUUUGGAGAAGACCCAAAUGUAGCUGGAUGUGGGACACUAGUCACAACUCCAAGCAAUGCUGCAUUUCGGACCACUAAUAAGAGUUUAUCACUAAAAGCGAAAUCUGAGAAAGUAACUGGCGAAACUGAAAAGAGAGUUAUGAAGGAUGAGCUUGAAAUGGAAGUGAGCUUGCUAACGGAGGAAAGUCUUGGCUUGCCUGUUCAAGAAGAAGCAUGGUUUGAUGAAACAUCUGCAUUGGAAUGCACGAGUACCUCCUCUGACCAGCGGGAUAGCCCUAGUGUCGAAACUGAGCAAAAUGGUAAGAGUGAUUCAGAAUCUGAAGCAAACGACUCUGAUAUGGAGCUUGAUUUGUCCGAUACUGACCCAAUGGAGGAAUGUUACCGAAUUUUUAUGGAGUCCAGUGAGAUGAAACUGGAAGAUAAUGCGUUGAACCAGGAAACAAAUGCCCAUGCUGAAAAUGAAUUUAAUGCAGAUCAAAGAGAAUUGGAGAGAAAAGAGACUUUACUCCCAGGGCAGAAGAAAAGGGUUGCACAUGUGUCAAAGUAUAAUGUCAAAUCAAACAGACAACAGAUAAUUGUGCCAUUCAGGGGACCCAUGUCCCAUGUGGGUAAUCCUACACGCAUCCAGCAGUUACAGCAUAAGGCUACGGUUCUCACUGCUGCAGUGAAAGGUGGCCAGGCAUUUAUUGCUGCUAGUAAUAAUCAACGAAAAAUUGUUGCUAGUCCUCACCCUCCUGUGCUGCCAAAUACGGGACAAAUUGUUUGUUUAAAUAUGGUUCAAGUUCCUGCAUUGGCCGUUUCUCCAUGGGGUGCCAACAUGCAAGUUGUCAUACCAGAGAGCACCGUUACUAAUGGAUUAACAAGUGUCCCUGCCACACCGUCUGCGCACAGAACAACCUUCACCCCUGCCAAGGCAGUCUCCAGUCGUAGGAAAACGAAAGCUGUUGUGAGCACUUCAAAGGUUCCACAUGACGUGAGACAGCGUUAUGUUAAUUGUUUUGUUGAAGAGUUUCUUAAAACCUCCUCGACUGUCCAGGAGGCUUUUGAAAAGGCACUGAACGAAGAAAAAGCCGUGUUUGACCGUAGCAGCAACAAGAUGAAAUAUUUGAGUAUUGCUGUGAAUGCCCUUAAGAAGAUUAAGAACCAAACCAGCUGCUUAUCUGAAGACCUACAGAUGUCCAGAGGUGAAACAUCUGUUGGUGAUGCAGGAGGAUUUAUCGACUCUACUUGGACAUCAUUUUAUGAACAGUUAAAAGAACAUGUCCUAUCCUGGGAAAUGUUAAGAGAUGGUGGCUUUCCUGUUCAGCAUCCUGAAAAGCCAGGGAAUGCAAUAUGUUGCAAAGAACCUAAGAAGACUGUUCAUGACGCCUUUAAAAGAAUAUGUUGCCGGUGUGGAGCAACCUAUUCUGUGACCACAUGUGGAAAGCAUGUUCGAAAGGAAGAGUGCACCUACCAUUCUGGCAGAGUCCUUAAGAGAAAAGUACCCGGUGGCAUAGACUGUCGUUACAGCUGCUGUGAAGGAGCAGUGGGAACCCCUGGCUGCGAGACCUUUCAGUUCCAUGUACAUGAUGGUCAGAGGGACAACGUUGGAGGCUUUGUGAAGACUUUUUCCAAGCCAGUUCCUAAUAAUGGGAACCCUGGUGUUUUUGCAGUUGAUUGUGAAAUGUGCUAUACCACUCAAGGUCUUGAACUUGCAAGAGUUACAGUUGUAAACCCUGGGCUUCAAGUUGUAUAUGAUACUUUUGUGAAAACUGAUAAUGAAGUCCUUGACUACAACACCAGAUUUUCUGGAGUCACUGAGGAAGACUUGAAGCAAGCCUCUUCAACAAUCCGUGACGUUCAGGCUGUACUACUGAAUCUGUUCAGUGCUGAAACAAUCUUAAUAGGUCAUAGUUUUGAAAAUGAUCUAUUUGCACUUAAGCUCCUUCACAGCACUGUUGUUGACACUUCUAUUGUAUUUCCACAUCGGUUGGGCCUACCAAAUAAAAGAGCACUUAGGACACUUAUGGCAGAAUACCUUAGACGAAUCAUACAAGAAAAUGUGGGAGGUCACGACUCCAGUGAAGAUGCUACAGCUUGUAUGGAGCUGAUGCUUUGGAAAGUAAAAGAAGACACAAAAGGAAAGCGCUGGUGACUUUUUUUUUUUUGACUCCUGCAUAUCUUCUUGAAUGAAAAUCUCUGCUGCCACUUCAGUGGCUCUCCAGCAACUGUGCAUAUAUUGUGUGUGGAGGGGCUUUUUUU